AUGUCCCUUAUCUGGGAAGACACGGAACACCAGUUCGGCUGGUCAUGGCCCCAGUGCUGGAGACCCCCUGAGCACGACGCGGGUUGUGGGUUGUACUCUAGUGGACCUUUGUUCGUGCCGAGCACGGACAUCUGGGAUGAUUGGCCAGUGCGCAACCCGUGGCGGGCUGAGUUUGUUUUCGGCAACAGUCUUAUGUUGCGGGACUUUUGGCUAGUUCUGUUUCCUAGGGAGCUGAGGCAUAAUGCCAAGGGAUGUGCCGGGCCGUGA
This is a messenger RNA of Penicillium lagena, 267 nucleotides long. RefSeq lists its product as uncharacterized. Lineage: Eukaryota; Fungi; Ascomycota; Eurotiomycetes; Eurotiales; Aspergillaceae. Bases 1 to 267 code for a protein of 88 amino acids. The record is from RefSeq and is a predicted model, not a curated record. The transcript has a single exon.